Messenger RNA from Aspergillus fumigatus Af293, 522 nucleotides. RefSeq lists its product as uncharacterized. Bases 1 to 522 code for a protein of 173 amino acids. The transcript has 3 exons. The record is from RefSeq and is a predicted model, not a curated record. NCBI's taxonomy places the organism in Eukaryota, Fungi, Ascomycota, Eurotiomycetes, Eurotiales, Aspergillaceae.
AUGGUUCCAGUGCCGACCCCAUUUGAUGCGAUGAUGAAGAUUGAUCGCAUUAAGUUCAACGGCCGUUCUACAAACAUUGCGGCGAGUGGAAACAGAGUGGACACUGGGAAACCCCCACGUCUGGACCCCACAGAAUGGAGGCCUGUUAGGAGUCGGAAUCCAGAUUGCGUGGGCGAGACUUUGGAGUACUCCGUAGAUCAGAGAGCAAUUGUAACUCUUAUUGAUAUUAUUGGUGGUGGAGUUGCAUCUGAUGACAUUGGAGCAUGCGUCGGAACUGAUGCGGCAGCUCGAUUCUACUCUUAUGGAAUUGAAAGAUCAUUCGAACUACUGCUAUGGAAUGAGGCUGUGACCCCCACGGACUCCUCGAUCAUGGUGGCCUAUGAAGGAGAAAGAAUGAUCUUUCUGAUCGGCAAGAACUCCGAUGAAUGCAGCAGGGGAGUCAUCUUUGAGGUUGAGGAAUCCCUCUCUCGACUUGUCGCUCAUCUUCCCCUCGUUGUGUGGGGGUGGGGGAUAUUGUUGUAA